Nerophis lumbriciformis (worm pipefish) is the source of this 3384-nucleotide messenger RNA. Lineage: Eukaryota; Metazoa; Chordata; Actinopteri; Syngnathiformes; Syngnathidae. The record is from RefSeq and is a predicted model, not a curated record.
AUGAAGGUGGAGGAUAAGGAGGCAUGGCUUUGCAUGGCGAAAGAAAUCUCUCCACUUGCUUCCUCUCCACCGCCGCGCACAGUGCACCGCGGAUCCGUCUUUUACAUUUUACAACACGCUUGCGAGCCUUGUCCUGCAUCCAGUCAGCGACGUGUUCCGCACUACUCGGAGGGUGUGGGGAGUGACCGACCACAAGAGUACGUAAAGAGGAGGAAGAAAGAGGAAAAGAGCUCAAGAUACAAAGCAAAGAAGAAGAUAAAAGAGGUCUUCGCCGCGAAGAUGCUGGCAGCAGCCGGUGUGUUGGCUGUGGUCGCUCUGGGUUUGAGCGCAGCUCACUCCAAAGAUCUUAAGGCUGUCUUUGACACCGUUUGCCACUCCUCACUGUGGUGUAUCCUGCCGUCCCUCGGAGAACCACCUAAGAUUGUUCCCCUGAUCUGUGAACAUAUCUCCAGAAUGUCCCUUGGCUGCUACCAAAUAACUGACCUGGAGUACGCUGAUGACACCAUCUUAUUCAGCACAUCCAACAGUCUGCUGAAUCUAAGCAUAUACAGUGAAGAGGCAAAGAAGCUUGUCCUUAAUGUGGGCUGGACAAAAACUAAGUUCAUUUCAUCACUCAUGUUUCCUACUUUGUCUUCCACAGUGAAUAAACACAAGCCAUGGAUUGAGACGUCAUAUCAUGGGGUAAUCACGGAAAACACUGAUGUUGUUCUACUCGAUCCUCCGCUGGUAGCCCUGGACAAGGACGCACCCAUCCCUUACGCAGGGGAGAUCUGUGCAUUCAACAUCCAUGGAUUGGAGGCGCCAUUCGAGGCAGUGGUGCUGAACGGUACGUCUGGGGAGGGCCAACUGCGGGCGCGUGGCCUGGUGGACUGUGAACUGCAAAAGGAGUACACCUUCAUUAUUCAGGCUCAUGACUGUGGUUCAGGCCCAGGGGGCACAGAGGGCAAAAAGUCUCACAAGGCAGUGGUCCAUAUUCAAGUCAACGAUGUCAAUGAGUUUGCACCAGUGUUCCGAGAGCCUCAGUACCUGGCUGCAGUGACAGAGGGCAAAAUUUAUGACAACAUCCUCCAAGUGGAAGCCACUGAUCAGGACUGUUCACCUCAAUACAGCCAGAUCUGUAACUACCAGAUCACCACAACUAAUAUACCGUUUGCAAUAGACCGCAAUGGCAACAUCCGAAACACAGAGAAGCUGAGCUAUGACCAAGAACAGCAGUAUGAGAUCCAGGUGACGGCCUGGGAUUGUGGCCAAAAGAAAGCCUUGCACAGCGCCCUCGUCCGAAUUGACGUCAAGCCUGUCUGCAAACCCGGUUGGCAAGGUUGGAACCAACGAGUUGACUAUGAGCCAGGAACCGGAAGUAAACCGUUGUUUCCUAAAAUGCAUCUGGAGACCUGUGGUGAGCCGCUGUCAUCUGCAAGAACUACAGUGGAGCUGUUGACCAGUCACAUCGGGAAGGGAUGUGACCGUGAGACCUACUCUGAGAAAUCCCUACAGAAACUAUGUGGGGCUUCAUCGGGUAGCACUGACCUUUUGCCUGCUCCCUCCGCUGCCACUAACUGGACAACUUCACUGAUGACGGACAGCGGGAGAGACAGUGACUUGAUAUUCAGGUUUGAUGGUCACCAAGCGGCUAAAAUCCCAGACUGGGUAGUGCCCCAGAACUUGACUGACCAGUUCACAAUCGCAACUUGGAUGAAGCAUGGGCCUAGUCCUGGCCUCAGGGCUGAAAAGGAGACCCUUCUUUGUAAUUCUGACAAGACAGAGAUGAAUCGCCAUCACUACUCUCUGUACGUCCACAAUUGCAGACUUGUGUUCCUGCUAAGGAGGGACUUGACUCAGAUGGACACUUUUAGACCUGCCGAGUUCCACUGGAAAUUGGACCAGAUCUGCGACAAGGAAUGGCAUUAUUAUGUCAUCAACGUGGAGUUUCCAGCCGUGACACUCUAUGUGGAUGGAGUGACAUAUGACCCCUACCUGGUGACAGACGACUGGCCAAUUCAUCCAUCCCAGAUUGAUGUGCAGCUCACAGUUGGCGCCUGCUGGCAAGGUGGCGAGGUUACCAAGCCAAGGUUUACUCAGUUCUUCAGGGGCAGUUUAUCCGGAUUGACCAUCCGACCAGGAAAGAUUGAGAGUCAGAAAGUAAUUUCCUGUCUGCAGGCUUGCAAAGAAGGACUGGACAUCAACUCCCUUGAAAGCCUGGAUAAGAGCAUCAAGUUUCACUUCAACCCAGCUCAGUCUAUCCUGGUAAUGGAGGGAGAAGAUUUAGAAAACAUGAACACUGCAGUGAGGAAGGUCUCCUACAUAAACUCUCGACAGUUUCCCACCCCAGGAGUACGACAUCUUCGUAUCUCUGCAACUGUUCAGUGUUUUGGUGAAGAUACUUGUAUCACCAUCCCUGAUAUUGAGACAGUAGUAAUGGUGCUGCAACCCAACAAGCCCAGGAUAACCAUCACUGGAUUGGAAAGACAGAGUCGGCCUGCUUCUGACCUCAGGGGGCCAGGAGGUGUUGUGCUUUUCCGGCAGAUCCACAUCAUCAGCACGGUCAACAGGGUAGAUGAUGCUGCAGCCCAUAAUACAGACCAAAGACAAGGAAUUCUGGAGGAAAUCAUUCACAAUUUGGACUACUGCGAUAUCCUGGUGUUGGGGGAGGAGUUAAGGCCUGACCAGGAGUCACUCCAGCUACAGCGCAGCAUUCUUCUUGGAAAACACCUAGAUGCCACUAAUUCUACAUCUGGGUUGUCCAUAUAUGGUGUGGACUCAAUGGCCAACUAUGCAGAUGUGAUCCGGGAGGUGUAUUACUACAACUCGCGACCAGGAGAUCUAACCGAGAGAAGGUUCCGUCUUACAUGCUCGGAGCUCAAUGGACGCUACACCAGCAAUGAGUUUAACACAGAGGUGAGCAUCCUUCACAAUUCAGAGGUUCGAGAACAUGCCAGUCAAUUUGUGGCUGCACCUCAGCACAUGCAGUUAGUACACCAUUCCUACAUGAUUGAUGAACUGUACCCUGAGCAGACCUCAGGGAUGCCAAGUGCCGCCACAACAGUAAUUGUGAUGUGCAUUGCCGCUCUGGUGGUGGUGGUGGUGUUGGGCAUCUAUCGCAUCCAUCUAACCCACCAGCAAGAAGUCAAGCUGUCUGAGACCAGCAAUGAACAAGAUGGGACCUGGGACGACUCAUCCCUGACCAUUACAGUCAACCCAAUGGAGAAUCUGCAGGAUCUCCAGGCCACGGAGGACAGCGAGGAAGAGGAUGAAGAGGAAGAUGAUGAGGGAGAGGAGGAUGACAUCACCAGUGCGGAGUCAGAUGACAGUGAGGAAGAAGCGGAUGUCCAGCUGCCCAGGAUGCAGGGAACGAAGCACCUGGACUACAAAAAAACAUCUUAUUGA